AUAAUGAGUCGGGAGAGCGUGAAUUGCUUUCUUUCUUCUGGCCAUGGCAAGGUAUGGCCCCAGUACUAAAACGGCGAAGCUUUUUUUUUAUACCGUGGGAGCGCGAAGCCAUACCAUGGUGUGUUAUGUAGUGUGGUGGGUUUUAUGCUUGAAAGCUUCGGAUUUUGUGACGUCAUACGUCACACCUCAUCACCUUCUCCUUGCGGCGCAAUCAAAAGUUCAACUCAAAAGCUUGAAGCGAAAUUGAUAAUACGAAUACGAUAAUUUUUUUUUGCCAAUAAAAUAAACCAUAAGUCCGAGCUGUGGAUUUUGUACAAACAAAUUCGCAACUUUAAAUGUGUUUAACCAAGUGGCAGUGCAGACCAACAGGUAUUGAAGGGUCCACGGAGGCUGGGGAGUCGUAAGCGAGUGUUUGGUUUCCAAUAUUGGCAGUACACACCGCCAGCGUCAGCAAAAGUUAUCAGCUGCGAAGAAGACAAAAGAGUCGCACGUAGUAGGCUGCUCUGUUGCCAUGGCCAGUCCCAGGACGAGACGAGUGCUCCAAGAGCUGAAGCCCCAAGAUAAUAAUUCGAAAUGCUUCGAGUGCGGCACUCACAAUCCCCAGUGGGUGUCGGUCACCUACGGCAUUUGGAUAUGUCUGGAGUGCUCCGGAAAGCAUCGCAGCCUGGGCGUGCAUCUGUCGUUCGUGCGCUCCGUGACGAUGGACAAGUGGAAGGACAUUGAGCUGGAGAAGAUGAAGGCGGGUGGCAACCGCAAUGCACGCGAAUUCCUGGAGGAUCAGGAUGACUGGAGCGAACGAGCGCCCAUAACGCAGCGAUACAACUCCAAGGCUGCAGCCCUGUACCGGGACAAGAUUGCGACACUGGCCCAAGGCAAAAGCUGGAACCAAAAAGAGGCCGAGACGCGGCUGGGCAGCAACAACAGCCAGAGCAGCAAUAGCGGCAGUAGGAGCUCGCAGUCACAUGCCAGUGCAACAGGUUACGGCGGUUCCUCCGAUGGCUAUCAGAACGGAGGCGGCAGCUAUAGUGACGCCCCAGGCUAUCAGCAGUACCAGACACAGGAAUUUCGGGAUCAGAAAGAGGAGUUUUUCAGCAAACGCCAAGAAGAGAACGCUACGCGACCAGCGAACUUGCCACCGAAUCAGGGCGGAAAGUAUGCCGGAUUUGGGUUCACACGUGAGCCUCCGCCAAAAACGCAAUCUCAGGAGCUCAUCGACUCGACUCUCUCCACCCUGGCGUCGGGCUGGAGUUUGUUCUCCACGAACGCCACAAAGUUGGCCAGCACCGCCAAGGAGAAGGCCGUUACCACUGUCAAUUUGGCAUCAACUAAGAUGAAAGAAGGCACUUUGCUAGAAACCGUUCAGAGCGGUGUUACAGACGUGGCCUUCAAGGUCACAGACAUCGGCAAGAGAGGCUGGAAUAACUUGUCGGGCAGCAGCGUCUCGUCGCCGCAGAGCGGCUACAACGACCCCAACUUCGAGGACAACCCCUAUCAGCAGCGAUCCAACUCUGUGGGUGGGAACCUGGCCGGAGGCUUGGGCCAGCAGAGCGGCGUGAGCGACAGCGACUGGGGUGGCUGGCAGGAGAAUGCCAAUAACAAGACGCAUCUGACCAGCUCCAGCUCGUAUCAUACGCAGCUAAGCAGCAACAGUGGCAGCGCCACGGCUGGCCUAACGCACGACGCCGACUGGUCCGGCUUUGAGGCGUCCAACUACCAGAGCGCGGAGACCUCCUACCAGAAUGCCCCGUCGGGCGGGCAGAGUGCUCGCCGCAACAUGAAGCUGCAGGACACAUCGCAAAAGCUGAGCGAGGGCUUCGACAAUCUGGAUGUGAAAUCGAAACCGGCCGCUCCUGCGGCCGAAAAGGCAAGCGCCGAGGAUGAUGCCUGGAACUUGCUAAUGAAUUAGAUAGAGAGCUGCUGUCCCCCAUAACCGAUCCAUUUAGCCGAACCGCAAUGUAUUUUUCCGUUCUUUGUGUUCUUUUUUUUUGUUAUCCUGAUGUGAGGAAGAAGCUGUUGUGCGCGCAUUUAAUGUAAUUAACAGAAAUUCCCCCGAAAAAACACUUGUAUGCUCCAAUUUUAAAACAGAAAGUGCAACUAUUCUCGUUCAUUUCCACAGUUUAGACCAAUUUUAUAUAGACCUACAUAACGAAUUAUUUAGCUGAAAUAUAAGUGAAUCGUAAACAAACAACAUUCAGAAGUGGAGAGAUAAUACAUAUUAUGUUAUCAACUGUAA
Messenger RNA from Drosophila obscura, 2233 nucleotides. RefSeq names its product ADP-ribosylation factor GTPase-activating protein 1 (gene ArfGAP1). Gene Ontology annotation, cellular component: Golgi membrane. The coding region runs from base 512 to 1906 and encodes 464 amino acids. Lineage: Eukaryota; Metazoa; Arthropoda; Insecta; Diptera; Drosophilidae. The record is from RefSeq and is a predicted model, not a curated record. Gene Ontology annotation, biological process: regulation of endocytosis; regulation of ARF protein signal transduction. The transcript is spliced from 5 exons. Gene Ontology annotation, molecular function: GTPase activator activity.